UUAUGUUGGUCAGUCUUUUCUAGCUUACUGUGUACCGAGUAUUCUCCGGGCGAUUACAAGCACUAAACAGAGUUAGUUCGGCUCGAAUACACGUUAACCCCCAACUUUAGACUUUACAGUACUCACUAAAAGAGCACAAUAGUUUACACAGGCCUUCCGUAACAUUAGUGUACCUGCACUAAUUUGACUACGUAGCUCCCCUCUCCACGAGAGUUCUUGGAACACUUUUGGGACACGUUGGUUUGGAAGCCUCAAAAUCAUUGAGCACAAGGCAGGAAUCCCCCCCGGACCAAGUGCCAGGUCAUUACAGGUGACCACCCAUGCCUUUUUACACCUUGGAGCAGCCAGUUGACCUACCCUGUGUGUUUCUUGGAGAUGGGAGGAAACUGGAGUACAAGAGGGGAACCCGCACAGACACAGGGAGCACACACCAAACUACACACAGACCGUAACCAGUACAGGGGUCAUAACCCUGGACCUGUGCGACACAGGUACUACCUGCAUGCACAUACCUGCUACCCGCCACCUCGACACCACUGAUUUAAACUAUUUGAUUUUUUUAGUUAUAAAAAUAAAAGUACAAAAUAUACUUCUAGUAAAUAUACCUAUAUAAAUAUAAUAAGCACAUUUCUAGGGAUACUUUGUAGUGAGUAGUAAAUCUUUUUGGAUAUACUGUACUACACUUGUUUUAAAUAUACUUUCCAGUUCAAGGUAAAAAAAACAUUUAAAGGUAAAAAAACAUUUGGCAACCUAAAGGUGGCCAAAGGGGACAGUGAGAUAAAGAAGGAAAUAAGUUUAAAAGUAGUUAGUUUGUUAGGAGAGUAAGUGCUCUUUAAAGAGCUCUGUCUUCAGGAGUUUCUUAAAGAUAGCUAGGAAUGCUCAUGAUCUGGUAAUAGAGGUUGUUUUACCAAAUGUAAAUAUAUAUAUUUUUUACAUUUCACAUGUGUUUUAAGUGAAUUAUUAAAGUAGUUGCAAAAUCUAUUUAAAAAUAAGUAUUAAAGAUAUAUACUGAUUUAACAAAAGAAAUACUAAAAGAAAUGUAUUUGUAUUAAUGUAUAUAUAGAGUUAAAAUUGUAAGUAUUGUAAUCAAAGUUUACUUGCAAGUAUGGAAAGCAUGACUCUAAUGUAUUGUUAACAUAUUAUAAAGGAAGUAUAUACAUUUCCUAAUAUAUUUAUGUACAACACAGAUAAAUCACAGUCUCUUUUAAAUACAAUUAACUGUAUUUUUUACAAGGGAAUUUAAUAUAACAGUUCAAUAUGAACUUUAAUAUGUCCAUUCAGUGUUAUUUACCUUUUAAAACACAUUUUGUCAUGUAUAUAAUAUAUAAGACGAAAAGUGUACCUUUUUUCUUAUUUGUAUGUGUAUACAGUUACACAUAUGUAUACAAACAAUGCUUUAAGGUUUGUCUGAUGCCUCUUAUUGUUUUGAUAUUGUUUCUCAGCAAUUAAAAAGGUUUCUUUAGUUUCACUGGCACAACUCUGAUCCUCAUUACAACAUCGGAAAUAAAGUCUAAAAUCUAAAUAUACAGUGUAAUAGAUGUUAUGAUAUGAACAUUAACAAAACAUUUCUACAACAUGAACAUUAAUAAAGAUGAUUCACAUUAUAUGGGACGCAUGCUUGUGCUUUGAAUUAAUGCAAUUUUAAAGACUGAAUGUUUUUGUUCGACAGCAUAAUCAACUAUUUAGUAACUACAUUGAAGCUAAAAUGGAUAGCUACAAAGGUACUGUAUAUAUCGAUAUGAAGAUGUGUUUUGAGGAUGAUAAUUGAAAUGUGGCCAUUCCUGCACUACACAGUCUUUUUAACACAACCUCCUAUAAAGUCUGUGUACACAAAUUACAUUAUAUUACAAGUUCUCCAUUAUGCAUAAAUUCACGGGUUCUGUGACCUUACUGUAACCUGCUGUAUAGUCUAUGUCUGGAUUAAUUCUUAUUCUCUCUCCUGGAAAUCAGACCACUGGGUUUAAUGGGUGAAAAACAACAACAACAAAAAAAACACCAUAGUAGUAUCAUAUUUUGCUGUAUUAUAUUUUAUACAACAAAUACUUAGUAAACUAUACAGUAAACUUGGCAACUAUCCCCUCUUUUCCUUGCACCCUGGGACACACACACACAUUCAAAUAGACAGCUGCAUUCUGGUUCUAUAUAUAGAUGUGUUGGGUGUCUGAUAUCCACCAUUAAGAGGCCGGGUACAGCUAGUAUGUGUGUGUUUUGGUCAGUAGAGCCUUUUAACAGUAAAUAGAAGUUCAGAGUGGCUGCACUGCACACUGCAGAGAGAAGUAUACUUACAGAACUACUACUCAAUUUUAUAUUAAAACCUUUUUAAAGAUCCUUUAUUGUUUUUUAUUGAUUUAUAUUUUCGUAUUUACACACAUACUGUGCCAAACAUACAGUAUAUAAAAACGCAGAAGAAGCACUUUUCGUUUAUAAAAGAGCCGUUCAGUCUUUUAGCUGUAUGAACAGUAUAUAUAAAUAUAAAGGAGGAGGAGGAAGGAGCCCCUAUCUAUUUUGCAAGGUCAAACUAAGUUUAGGGACUGCAGCAGAAUGUCGGUGUCUAUUGUAAAGCAGGCAUUACUCCGCUGAGGAUACAGACUGUGGGAGGUGAGAUGUAUUUUCUAUGAAAUGUAGGUCAUAUUUUCACACUGCUGGGCCUGCAGCAAACACAUGUCCUCAAUCUCUCACUCAGGUGAGCUUUCUUUUCCAACCCAGAGCACCGCAAAGUCACCUUCCACUGCCAGGUAGCCCAGGAGAAACCUCAACAGCUAUUUUAGACCAGAAAGCACACUGCUGUCUACUAGAGGGCAGGGACACUGAUUUAUCUCUCAGAGAGGAAUGAACCAGUGUCACUGAACACACACACUCACACAACCACACACACACACACCUUACUGUGCCUCAUUCGACAGAGAGUUUUUUCACCAGUGGAGUCCUUCUAUCCCCUCCUCGAACUGCUGUGAACUGCCAUCUUUAACAGAAAAAGAAGAUCCAGGGUUGCUGAGGAUCCAGAGCCUAUUCAGAAUCAUUGGAGGUCCAGACCAGCACUGAGGAGCUUCAGUGGUGUAAUAAUGCUCUCCAUGAAGGAGCUUUUUUAAAGCUUCACAGCUGACAUGUCGGACAGCAGGACCUCGCAGACUUCGCUGCCACCGCGCGGAUCAUAUUUUAGGGUGCAGAUCAGAAUCAGACUGUGACAUUUUCGGACAGAGGAGGAGCAGUCGCUCCAGCAGAAGCAGAGCUUUCAAAUCAGGCUUUCUCCGGAUUUAACAGCGUAUUUAUGGACAGAAUGUGGCUCCGGUUCUGAUCUCUUCAGCUCCGGUUCGGAGGUGACUUGUAGACUGUGUAAAUAUGGAUCCAACGGCUGCGUCGAGAAGCGGGAACUUGUCUCUGAGCGAGCACCCGGAGUGCUCGGAGUGGCAGGAAACCCCCGAGGGCGCGGUGUUCCACUUGGCGCACAUGCUGCUGGUGUUGGGCUUCAUGGGCGGCAGCGGGGUGUACGGGCUUCUCUACAUGUUCAGUUUCCUGGCGCUGGGCUUCCUGUGCUGCUGUCUGCACGCCUGGUCGGAGCCGUGCGCUCCGGACGCGUCCGCGUGGCCCUGCGCGCUCGCCGUGUUGUGCGUGGCGCAGGCGCUGCACGUGGCGCACCGCGCGCGCGCCGUUGCUUUUGGCGGAGAGCUCCAGGGCCUGUACGCGCGCCUGUUCAGAAGGCUGGGGGUCUCGCUCGCGCAGUUCGGCGAGAUCGUCGCGUGCAGCGAGGAUCAGAUCCACACCAUGGAGAAAGACCACUUCUUCGCCAUCGAGGGAAAAACUCCCAUCGAUAAGCUGUCUGUGCUGCUCUCAGGCAGAGUGAGAGUCUCAGUGAAUGGAGAAUUUCUGCACCACAUUCAUCCCUUCCAGUUCCUGGACUCUCCAGAGUGGGAUUCCCUCAGGCCGUCAGAGGAGGGACUGUUUCAGGUGACACUGAGAGCAGAUAGCAGAUGUCGAUAUGUGGCGUGGCGGCGUAAGAAGCUGUAUCUGCUCUUUGCUCAGCAUCGAUAUAUUGCACGGAUCUUUGCACUGCUGGUGCGCAACGACAUUGCGGACAAGCUUUUUUCACUGAACACAGCAGCGUUGGAUGAAAAAGGCUUCAGAUAUGACCUCCGCUUACCCAGCUUCUGCCACGGCCCACAGGUAGAAAGGACAGGUUUGGUUCCCCCUCCACGACCGAGCAGGAACAGAAAGACAACCAAACCUGUGGAGAGCAAGUCUUAAAAGGACACGUUUAUUUUGAAUGUUUUUUGUUUUUGUGUUCAAGGUACUUGAACUCAUUGACUUCACUGACUUGUAUUGCUUUAAUAUUCUAUUCUUGCAUUUGUUUCAAGAAUAAUAUUAUUUCAGAAUAUUCACUGUUCAUUCAUGCGUCCUCAAAUGCCAUUGAGUGAAUUUUCUAUGUGCACAGAUAUUUUUGGACUUCUUUUCAUUCACAUACGUUAGUCUUAAAAGCUGGUAAAAUGUUUGUAUUUCAUUUGCAUUUCAGGAUCUGUAACAAACCAAAUAAACAUUAUUUUGUAGA
This is a messenger RNA of Astyanax mexicanus (Mexican tetra), 4543 nucleotides long. RefSeq names its product popeye domain containing 3 (gene popdc3). Gene Ontology annotation, cellular component: sarcolemma. Gene Ontology annotation, molecular function: cAMP binding. The record is from RefSeq and is a predicted model, not a curated record. Bases 3340 to 4242 code for a protein of 300 amino acids. NCBI's taxonomy places the organism in Eukaryota, Metazoa, Chordata, Actinopteri, Characiformes, Acestrorhamphidae. The transcript is spliced from 6 exons.